This is a messenger RNA of Capra hircus (goat), 1890 nucleotides long. RefSeq names its product basic proline-rich protein-like. The transcript is spliced from 4 exons. NCBI's taxonomy places the organism in Eukaryota, Metazoa, Chordata, Mammalia, Artiodactyla, Bovidae. The coding region runs from base 1 to 1890 and encodes 629 amino acids. The record is from RefSeq and is a predicted model, not a curated record.
AUGGGGAACUGGCCGCCGGCUGGGUCUAACCCAACUGCCAGAAAGACCGCCGGCCAGGAGCAGCCGGUGAGCCCCCUCCUCCCCCGGGGCCGCGGGCCUGGCCCGCUGCCUGUGUGGGAUCCCGGGCCGGGCUCUGCGCUCGGGCCCGUCGGCAGCCUCCCUCUCCCUCCCCCGGGGGAGCGCAGUGUCGCAGACGUUCCGAGCCGAGGCGGGGAGGAGAGAGAGGCGCUGUCCAGCCCCCGGCCGGUCCCCGCAGGACGCGCGCCGGCGACCUCCCCGCGCGCCGGCCGCCGGAAUUGGGGUCGCGGCCGGGGGCGCGCGGCCCGGGACGCAGCUGCGCGGGCAGCACGCCGAUUAGCGCGGCCGCGGCAGACGGCAGAUGGGCGCCCGCCCGGCCCCCUGCUUCCGCGGCACAAUGGGCCGGGCCGCUGGGGCUCACAAUGCGGCCGGGCCCGCGCACCUGCAGCCGGGCCGAGGGGCGCUGGCCGGGCCCGGGCCCCGCCGCUCGCGCCGCGUGUCCUUGGGCCGCGCCCGGCCGACCGCUACAGCGCGGCCUGCGGGGCUCCGCGGCGGGCCUGGGCGCCCGGCCUCCUAUUGUUCGCGGCUCCCGGCCGGAUCCGCGGGCCCGGCCUGCGGCGCCCAGCUCGGGGCGGCCUCCUUCCCCGGCCCCCGCGCGGCGCUCCCGGGCAGCGGGUCUGCGCGCCCCCGGCCCUCGCGGUCCCCUGGCUCCCCCGGCGCCCAUCGGCGCCCCUGGCCCUCCGGCCCCGCCGCGGGCCGGCGUCCCGGCCCCGGCCGGCGCGCACGCACCUGUCUGCCCCUUGCCCAGCGUCUUCUCCAGCCGGUAGGGCCCCACAUACUGCGGCGUGCUGCGCCCCGCCGCCGUCCUUCCCCGUCGAUGUCAUCGCUCCCGGGCCCGGCGCCGGCGAGGUGGGCGCCCCGGGCGGGCGCGCGGGCGGGCGGCGGCAGGGAGGGGCCGCGUCCGCGCGAGUCCGUCCGUCCGUCGGCUGGGCCGGGUCGGCGGCGCCCGGCGGGCCGCGCUCGCUCCGAGACCCCGCGCCUCCCCCGCGCCGCUGCCCCCCGCGCCUGCGCCCGCUCAGCUACGGCCGGCGCGCGCUGCCUCCGCCUCUGCGAGAGGACCGGGCGGGCGGGGGCACAAGGCUUCCGCCGCCGCCGCCGUCGCCACCGCCGAGGCCCGCGCCCCGCGCCCCGCGCCCCCUGCGCACGCCCGUCCGUCCGUCCGCGGCCGCGCAGCCGAGCCGAGCCGAGCCGAGCCGAGCCCGCACGAGCGCAGCCCGACGCAGCGGCGGCCGCGAGUGGCUCCCGAGCCGGCCAAUCAGAGGCGCCGACCAAUCAGCGGCCUCCCCUGCCGGCCCCGCCUCCGCCCCGUCCGCCAGGCCGAGGCCGGCGCUCCCGGGAGCUGGUCCCCGGGAGGCGAGCCCCCGGCCCCGCCCAGGGGGCGAGCUGCGGAUGCCCGGCGGCCCGCCUUUAAAGCGCAUCCCAGGAUCAGGCAGGCGGCAGGCUCUGGGGUGGACGGUCUGCGACCCCGGCUCCCGGCGCCGUCCCUGCUGGGCUCGACCACCAGGCUGGAAAGGCGUUACUGGCCCCUCCGCACCCCCCUCGCGGGGGCUGCGGCGCUGCGUGGCGCGUGGCCCAGCCGUGACCUUGCGCGCCCGGAGGCAGUGCCCGGGACACUGCGCUCCUCCACUCCGUUUUCCCGGGUACACGACGCCACCGGCGCCCGUGUGCCUGGAGCCUGCGAUCCGCAGCCAGAGAAACCGCUGCAAGCAGAAGCCCACUCACCGCAACGCGGAGGAGCCCCGCUCGCCCCAACCAGGGAAAGGCCCCCGCGGCAGCGAAGGCCCAGCCUACACAGAUAGAACACCAGUUUAA